AUGUGUGACCUCGACGACAAAGGCGUCAACGAAGUAGGAGUAAUCUCAGAAGUUAAGGAUAGAAAAGUAAUGGACGAGGAAGGUGAGAAGAACGACUCUACUGAAGAACUCGUACCAAACUCAGGACGCCUCGGUGAUAACACGGCGGAUGACCAGCUGCGAGUGCACAUCUUCGAUAAUCACGCCGUGGAAUUCACCUGUGCCGACGGCCAGCUCACGUUCCUAUGCCAGGAGAAGUUGCAGAACCAUCUGUGCGAGGUCAGCGCCAGUUCGGGGUCGUUCUUCUGCGCCGACUGCCCGAAGACGUUUGCGAAUCAGCGGCUGCUCAAUUGCCACGACGCGUCGGCCGCGUACUACUGCGAGACGUGCCACGCGUGUUUCGCGACGAGACCCGCGAUGACGGACCACUCCUGCCGCUGUGAAGACGGCCAGGCUUUUCGCUGCGAGAUCUGCGGCGAUCGCUUCGUGAACGAGCUCUACCAGCUGCGCCACCUGGCGGCGACGCACGAGCGGAAGUACGCAUGCGCCACCUGCGAGAAGACGUUCGUUCUCGAGAAGCGGUUGACGGUGCACGUGGUCGUAUGCGAGGGCCUGCGCUCGAUCGCGCAGAACGCGGCCGCGCAGUACCGCCGCUGCCUGCAGAUAUUCACGGACGGGACGGCGUUCGAGCGGCACGCGUCCUCGCACACGCACCCGCACGACGGCGCGGGCGCGGCGGGGGAGGCAGCGUCGCGUGCGGGCGCGUUUUCGACGACGCUUCGAAGCUGGAGCGUCGCGCCCGUGCACGAGUGUACACCGUUCGCGUGCGUGUACUGCCGUCACGUGUUUGCGCGCAAGGACCUGCUGCUGCGGUACGCGUGCGCGGCGUCGGGCACGGCGGCGCGCGUGUACCGCAUCCAGGGCCGCGAGUACUUCGUCGAGCCGCGUGUCUGCGAGACGUGCAGCGUCUCGUUCACGAGAAAGAGCGUGCUCGGCAUCCACGCGAAGACGCAUUAUCGUGGCCUAGAUGACUAUCACAACCCCAGCUAUCGCACCUGGCUGUAG
Priapulus caudatus is the source of this 1044-nucleotide messenger RNA. RefSeq names its product zinc finger protein 600-like. Gene Ontology annotation, cellular component: nucleus. Gene Ontology annotation, molecular function: RNA polymerase II transcription regulatory region sequence-specific DNA binding; DNA-binding transcription factor activity, RNA polymerase II-specific. The coding region runs from base 1 to 1044 and encodes 347 amino acids. NCBI's taxonomy places the organism in Eukaryota, Metazoa, Priapulida, Priapulimorpha, Priapulimorphida, Priapulidae. The transcript has 4 exons. The record is from RefSeq and is a predicted model, not a curated record. Gene Ontology annotation, biological process: regulation of transcription by RNA polymerase II.